This is a messenger RNA of Actinia tenebrosa (Australian red waratah sea anemone), 1411 nucleotides long. RefSeq lists its product as uncharacterized. Gene Ontology annotation, molecular function: zinc ion binding. The record is from RefSeq and is a predicted model, not a curated record. NCBI's taxonomy places the organism in Eukaryota, Metazoa, Cnidaria, Anthozoa, Actiniaria, Actiniidae.
AUGGCGUCUUUAUCGAUAUCCUCGMUCUUUUCUUUCUUUUCUGGAGAACAGAAAUCGAUAAAUCGAGGAGAAAACCACUUGAAAUCAAACCACGUGGAAAGCUUUAUCUAUUCAGGUGGAAUUAUCAAAGGUGAAGUUAAAGCAAGCAUGAAAGAUAAGAUCUACAAAGUCACAAUUUAUCUCGAUGAAAACCUGAAAAUAACAAGCACGGAGUGCGAAUGUCCUCGCGGCGAGUUUAAGUGCAGUCACGCGGCGGCCAUGUUUAUGUAUGGCAUACACAAUCUCAGUAGAACCGAUGUGGAGUGUCAAUGGAAGCGAAAACGACAAGCAGAAACUGUGCAAUCUGUUGAUGAACUGUUUCCUAUGCCACCGAAAAAGAAAGACUAUAGACCUUUAGCGCGUGAUCCGAGCGGAGAAGAUCGAAUGUGGCUGUACAACGAACUGAAACGCUACGGCAAAUUUACUGGCACAUGCUGGAUCUUGAGUCCCGAACCACAGGCUCCUGCUCCGCUUCCAAUCAAUACCAUCGAUGAUAUUAUUUUCUCAGAGAGAUUUCUUAUGGCCUCUACGACUGAAGAACAACUARAAGUGCUGAUAGAGAAUGCUAAAAUUGAUGAGAAUGUAAUCAAUCUGGUGAGCUCUCUCACAGCUGGACAAAGGAACAAUCCUACAUGGCACCUAGACCGAAGGAAUCGUCUAACAGCCAGCAAUUUUGGCUCUGUUCUCCAUGCAAAGAGAAUCACUGCAUCCCUCAUAAAGCGUCUUCUUGGAGACUACAAUUUAAGUGGAGUAAAAGCAAUUGCAUGGAGACAGGACAAUGCGACUGAGGCUCUGAAAGCCUUUGAGAAGAUAACUGGUCUGACACCUGUACAGACAGGCCUAUGGUUGCAUGAGUCUGGGGUUCUGGGUGCUUCCCCAGAUGGACUUGUUGGAGAUGACUCAGUAAUUGAGUGCAAGUGUCCUUACACGCAUCGGAAUGAGACCAUUAAAGAAGCAUGUAAACACAAAGACUUUUAUUUGAAGGAGACGGACAAUGGUCAGUACACCCUGAGCACAACUCACAUCUACUGGCAUCAGUGCCAAGGCCAGAUGUUUCUAACAAAGCGCCAGUAUUGUUACUUUUUAGUGUGGACCACUAAAGACACUGUGGUCAUUAAGAUUAGGAGAGACGAUUCAUGGAGGCAAAAUAUUGCUAUCCUGAGUGACUUUUAUUUUCACCAACUUUUUCCAAAAAUUGUAGAUGGAGAACUUUGAGGUAAUGAGCCCAAUGUUCAGUCAUACAAGUUAAGCAAAAAAAUCUUGCAAAGUAAAAGCUUCCUAUUGACUUUUUGGCUCUGUAGCCUGAUGUGCUAAAAUUGACAAUGACAGGAAACCUUAGCAAAAUAAAACAGUUCCUGUCUUUGCAUUUUUU